AUGGGCGCCGUGGGCUCCUUGCUCCAGGCCCGCUCCGUCGUGCCGCACCGCCCCGCGCUGCCCAGACCCGCCUGGCUGGGGGUGGCCGCGGUGGGCCUGGCCGCGGUGGCGCUGGGGACGGUCCUCUGGCGCCGCGCGAGGCCCAGGCGGCGCCGGCGGCUGCAGCAGGUGGGCACCGUGGCCGAGCUCUGCAUCUACCCGGUCAAGUCCUGCAAGGGGGUGUCGGUGAGCCAGGCCGAGUGCACGGCCUUGGGGCUGCGCAGCGGCCACCUGCGGGACAGGUUCUGGCUGGUGAUUAAGGAAGAUGGACACAUGGUCACCGCCCGGCAGGAGCCUCGCCUUGUCCUGGUGUCCAUCACCUAUGAGGACGACUGCCUGGUCUUCCGGGCUCCGGGUGCGGGCCAGCUGGUGCUGCCGUGCAGGCUGCCUUCCUCCAACACGAUCCACAACUGCAGGCUUUUUGGUCUUGACAUUAAGGGCAGGGACUGUGGCGACGAAGCAGCUCAGUGGUUCACCAACUUUUUGAAAACAGAAGCCUACAGGCUGGUUCAGUUCGAAAAGAACAUGAAGGGAAGGGCAUCGAGGAAAAUCUUCCCGUCGUUUGUACAGAAUUACCAGGUGGCCUACCCGGACUGCAGCCCAAUCCUGAUCCUCUCGGAAGCCUCCCUGGCAGAUCUGAAUACCAGGCUGGAGAAGAAAGUGAAAAUGGACCAAUUCAGGCCGAAUAUCGUGGUGACAGGCUGUGGUGCUUUUGAGGAGGACUCCUGGGACGAAAUCCUAAUUGGCAGCACAGAAAUGAAAAAGGUUUUGGCUUGCCCCAGGUGCAUUAUGACCACGGUGGACCCAGAUACCGGAGUGAUAGACAGGAAGGAGCCCCUGGAGACCCUGAAGAGUUACCGCUUGUGUAGCCCUGAAGAGAAGCCAAUAUACAAGGCGUCCCCCCUUUUUGGGAUCUAUUAUUCGGUGGAAAAAAUUGGAAGCUUGAAAGUUGGUGACCCCGUGUAUCAGAUGGUGCAGUGACGGACCCAUGAGGUCGUCAACGACCAGGAGACAUCAACCAGGAUUUUAACGACAAUAAUUACAGCACCUUGGCCAAUCCUUAGCACCCAGACUCUGACUGAUCAUCUUCACCCUGGAAAUGAAUCUCUGUUUUUGACUUUUCGGAGUUACGCCUGCUCCAAGUUCAUGCAAGGGAAGUAUUUGAGGUGAUUCGGGAAUAGAAAGGUUAUGCAGAUUUUUGGCGAGGAAGACAUUUUAAAUCAAUAAAAUGACCUAGAAAAUGAUUUCAAAGGUUGCUGUGGCAAUGAUACUUCUGACAUUAAUACUGAUGCGUUAAGAAAGUAUAGAGACUCUGCUCAAAAGCUGCAGAACCUCCUUGACGCGUUUACAUUCUGUCACCUACCAUUCCGUGUUUUCGGCGACAUACCACCAGGCUCCCCGAAGUGCCUUUGGAGAUGAACCCACAAAAUUCUGUCCGUCGGUGUUCACGUGGCGAUUGAGCCUUAUGGACCCGGCUGUCUUGGAAUCGGGUUGUACUUGAGAAUGGCAGUUAUUUUAUAGACCUUACAUUCGAUGAUGCCUCUAUUAAGCCACAUAAAACUAAUUGGGUUUAACUGCCAAAUACAGCGCCUGGAAGGCCCGGGCAUGAUGAAGAAAAUGAUGGACUUUUGAGAGCUGGAGUGGGAAGAAGGGAGGCUGCACAUAUAUU
Molecule: messenger RNA, 1708 nt
Organism: Molossus molossus (Pallas's mastiff bat)
Lineage: Eukaryota; Metazoa; Chordata; Mammalia; Chiroptera; Molossidae
Gene: MTARC2
Product: mitochondrial amidoxime reducing component 2
Exons: 8
Coding region: 1-1020 (339 amino acids)
Biological process (GO): nitrate metabolic process
Cellular component (GO): mitochondrial inner membrane
Molecular function (GO): pyridoxal phosphate binding; molybdopterin cofactor binding; nitrate reductase activity
Source: RefSeq, a predicted model, not a curated record